UUUUAAGGUGCACUCAAGGUGGAAAACCACUGCUGAAGCAGAUGUGGAGAACUAUAAAUUAAGAAUCCCAGCUACUUAAUUGACAUAUGCUUCCUAGUUCCUUGCCCAGCCACCACUGUCUCUCCAAAAACCCGAGAUAUCGCUAAAUCAUCAUCAUGGAUUCACUGGGCGCCAUCAGCACUCGAUUUGGGUUUGAUCUUUUCAAAGAGCUGAAGAAAACAAAUGAUGGCAACAUCUUCUUUUCCCCUGUGGGCCUCUUGACUGCCAUUGGCAUGCUCCUCCUGGGGACCCGAGGAGCCACCGCUUCCCAGUUGGAGGAGGUUGGGCACAGUCGGGGGGCUUCCGUGUUUUCCAUGCACAAAUUCAUUCUGGGGGUUAUUGAGAAGACAGAAGCAAUACAUCAACAAUUUCAGAAGUUUUUGACUGAAAUAAGCAAACUCACUAAUGAUUAUGAACUGAACAUAGCCAACAGGCUGUUUGGAGAAAAAACAUACCUCUUCCUUCAAAAAUACUUAGAUUAUGUUGAAAAAUAUUAUCAUGCAUCUCUGGAACCUGUUGAUUUUGUAAACGCAGCAGAUGAAAGUCGAAAGAAGAUUAAUUCCUGGGUUGAAAGCAAAACAAAUGAAACAAUCAAGGACUUGUUCCCAGAUGGCUCUAUUAGUAGCUCUACCAAGCUGGUGCUGGUGAACACAGUUUAUUUUAAAGGGCAAUGGGACAGGGAGUUUAAGAAAGAAAAUACUAAGGAAGAGAAAUUUUGGAUGAAUAAGAGCACAAGUAAAUCUGUGCAGAUGAUGACACAGAGCCAUUCCUUUAGCUUCACUUUCCUGGAGGACUUGCAGGCCAAAAUUCUAGGGAUUCCAUAUAAAAACAAUGACCUAAGCAUGUUUGUGCUUCUGCCCAACGACAUCGAUGGUCUGGAGAAGAUAAUAGAUAAAAUAAGUCCUGAGAAAUUGGUAGAGUGGACUAGUCCAGGGCAUAUGGAAGAAAGAAGGGUGAAUCUGCACUUGCCCCGGUUUGAGGUGGAGGACAGUUACGACCUUGAGGCGGUCCUGGCUGCCAUGGGGAUAGGCGAUGCCUUCAGUGAGCACAAAGCUGACUACUCCGGAAUGUCCUCACUCUCCGGGUUGCACGCCCAGAAGUUCCUGCACAGUUCCUUUGUGGCGGUAACUGAAGAAGGCACCGAGGCUGCAGCUGCCACCGGCAUAGGCUUUACUGUCACAUCCGCCCCAGGUCAUGAAAAUGUUCACUGCAAUCAUCCCUUCCUGUUCUUCAUCAGGCACAAUGAAUCCAACAGCAUCCUCUUCUUUGGCAGAUUUUCUUCUCCUUAAGAUGAUCGUUGCCAUGGAAUUGCUGCUUUUAGCAAAAAACAACCACCAGUGUUAUUCAUAUGAUUAUGAAAAUCGUCCAUUCUUUUAAAUGUUGUCUCACUUGCAUUUCCAGUCUUGGCCACCAAAUCAAUGAUUUAAUGACCCCAAUAGUGUACGUGUUUGUAACCAUCCUUGAAAGUGAAAUGUCCUUUUCUUUGUGCCAUGCAUAAGGUGAGUCAAACCAAACCUCAUUGAUAAUCUCCCCCUGGUUUCUUUUGAAAGGAAAUCGGUAUCUUGUAGUUUUGUGCACUAAAGGAGACAAAGUCUCUCCAGUAACGAGUAUGGACUAGUAAUUUUGGGGAGGUCUCUUUAAUUCUAGUAUUUUGACAUGUUAUAAUACACAAGUAAAAUAAAACAAUAGUUUACUCAGCUCAUGUUAUUAUUCCCCAACAGAUAUUGUGGCAAAUUGCACAUAGGAAAGAAAAUUUAGGAAUACAGUAGCAAAACAUAAAUUAAAACUCAAAUGCCAGGACAACGUAAAACAAUAUACCAGAUGGAGAGGAUGCCCGUAUUUUCAUCUUCCAUUCUAACAUUAUCCAUUGUUAGAUGCAUAAGCAUUUUGAUAUUGUGUAAUAAAUGUGGUAUUUGAGAAGAUAAAUGAGGUAGUUGAUCAGUAUUCCUCCUCUAUCAUCUUUUUAGACUUUAUAAGGCACAUAUUUGGAAUAACUUUUAGAAGAGUUUCCUUUCUUUUUCUCCAUUUACAUUUUUCUGGUUAUUUUUUGAGUGAGGUAGGAGUAUUACUGAAUGAUAUUUUCUGAAGAUGCUUUAUGAAAAGCUCUGAAUCUAUUCUUAACGCUCUUAAUUAUUGGCUUGUUUCACUUUUUUCCUCCAGUUUUUAACAAGGUCACAUAACUGGCUUAUUUUUUAACAGCUUUGUCAAACUACAAUUUACAUGCCAUAAAAUGUACACACUAUAAGUUUAUAAUUCAUUGACUUUUAGUAAAUUUCUAGAGUUAUGCAUCACCACAAUCCAGUUUUAGAAUAUUUCCAUGACCCUGAGAAGUUUUCUCAUGCUUAUUAAUAUUCCCAAUCCUAGGCACCACUGCGUUGUUUUCUGUCUUUAUAAGUUUUUCUUUCUACAUCUUAUGUAAAUGGAAUCGUACUACACGUAGUAUUUUGUGUCUGGCGUCUUGCACUCAGCAUGAUGUUCUUGAGGUUCAUCUGUUGUAGUAUGUAUUGAUACUUAAUUUUUUUUAUUGCCAAACAGUAUUCCAUUGCAUGGAAAAGACCUAUUUUUUUUUAUAGGUUCACCGGUUGAGGGACAUAUGGAUUGUUCCCACUUCUUGGCUGUUAGGAAUAAUGUCGCUCUGAACAUGUAAAUAAAAAUAUUUGUGUUCACAUAUGUUUUUAGGAGAGAAAUUGCUGGGCCAUAUGACAAAUCAAUAGCUUUGUAAGAAACUGUCAAACUGUUUUCCAAUGUGACAUUUUACAUUCCUGCCAGCAACGUUUAAAACUAGCGUCUUCAAAUCCUCACCAACAUCCAGGAUUGUGUCUUUAUGAUUAUAGCCAUUUUUGUAGGUACAAAGUGGCAUCUCAUGGUGGUUUUAAUUUGCAUUUCCAUAAUAUCUAAUUAGGUUGAGCAUUUUUUAUGUGCUUAUUGGCCAUUCGUUUGACUUUGUUUGGUGAAAUGUAUACAAAUCAUUUGCUCAUUUUUAAUUUGGGUUGUCUGUCUUGUCUUCUCAUUUUAUUGAGUUAAAAGAGUUCUUAAUAAAUGCUGGCUUACAAGUCCUUAAUUUAUCAAAUAUAUGAUACAUGGACAGUU
Messenger RNA from Mandrillus leucophaeus (drill), 3129 nucleotides. RefSeq names its product serpin peptidase inhibitor, clade B (ovalbumin), member 13 (gene SERPINB13). Lineage: Eukaryota; Metazoa; Chordata; Mammalia; Primates; Cercopithecidae. The record is from RefSeq and is a predicted model, not a curated record. The coding region runs from base 156 to 1328 and encodes 390 amino acids. The transcript has 7 exons. Gene Ontology annotation, molecular function: serine-type endopeptidase inhibitor activity.